Entrophospora candida is the source of this 159-nucleotide messenger RNA. NCBI's taxonomy places the organism in Eukaryota, Fungi, Glomeromycota, Glomeromycetes, Entrophosporales, Entrophosporaceae. The record is from the annotation of a GenBank genome assembly.
AUGCCCAAAAAUUCUAAAGCAGUCAUGAAAAAAAGAAAAUCCCAAACCAAAAACAAUGAAAUUAUUAAUGAGAACUUAUUGGAGGUUGGGUUUUGUGAAGUUUCGGGUCCACCUGAAGGUGAUACUUUGGACAAAUAUAGAGAUGAUUACAACAAAUCA